Cyphellophora attinorum is the source of this 1197-nucleotide messenger RNA. RefSeq lists its product as uncharacterized. NCBI's taxonomy places the organism in Eukaryota, Fungi, Ascomycota, Eurotiomycetes, Chaetothyriales, Cyphellophoraceae. The transcript has 3 exons. The coding region runs from base 1 to 1197 and encodes 398 amino acids. The record is from RefSeq and is a predicted model, not a curated record.
AUGCUCCGCUCCUCACUCAUCAGCUUCGUCACCAUAUGUGCUACCGACAUUCCCUCUACCUCCGGCUCCAUGCUCCACGCCAUUGCUCCAGUCACCACAAGCAUCGGCCUCACGAGCGUGCUCGCCCCUGGAGCAAUCGGUGUCACUCGCAUCAGCGCAAACGCCAACAUCCCCAAUAACUUCAGACUCCGGGUCCGGAACAACGGCAAGCACUGCGUCAUCUCGGAAGCGCUUCGAGAGCCCACCUUGAAGCCCAUCAUCGGUCGAAGCACAGUGGCGAACGCUUUCAAUGCCCGGGGUCUCAGGCCAUUCAAGUGCGUUAGCAGCGACGACAAUGGUUGCGGCUGCAGUGCAGAAUUCGCAACGAGAUAUGAGCUUAAUCGCCACUGUAAGGCUUUUCUGCAACGCAGCCGUACGCCCGACCAGGAUCCCGUCGUGGAAGCUCAAGUGCCCCCAGAUCAGCCGGUGAAGGACGUGCUCAAUGAUGAUGCGCUUUGGAGAAUACUGGCGAGCACGAUUGAGCGCCAUUUAUCGUGGGCGCCGAGUGUCACCAAGCCUCUACCAAGUCCUGAGCUCUCAUCCCUCGUCGACUUGAGUCUAGCCUCCAUGCGACGCCCGGACUAUUGCACGGAUGAGAUCAGCUUGAUGGCUGAUGACAACGCCGACACUGAACUUUACAUCAGGCUCAGUAACCAUUUCCGACGAAGGAGAUCAGGCACAUGUGGCGAGCUGAUACAAGCGAUGGCGGCGGACCAGAAACUCCUGGUGCUUUGGCACGGAAAGGACUUGAUGUAUAAAAUGCGGGCUUUUGAUCCCGCGACGCAAACGACGUUGGGCUCCGACGGCGAGCCUGGUACAGUGCGCAAAGAACUAUCGGAGGCCUGGUUCGCAGCAAGCUAUUGCAGGUCAAUACGCAGCGGCCAUACUCACAGCACUAGGGAGUCCGCUGUCUCGACCAAUACGUUACAACUCACGGCAUCCACACGAACUUCGGCGGCGACUUCGAGAGGCGUGAUCGCUGCACCCGCUUAUGCGCCAUCAGGCACAAGCGAGGGGCCUCUGAAUACCUUCAAACCAAGGCGGAACGACUUGUACUCAGCGUUCUUGUCCUCUGUUCAUACAGUGGAUAAGAACGCUACGGCUCAUGCGAGACUUGUGCCGUACAUGCAAGACUCCUACAGAGGAGAAGGUAUCUAA